AUGACCGGCGGAUUCAUCGCGAGGCCCCACUCAACCAGAGGCCAGCGUCUCGGACAGCGCGCCGCGCGCGGGCCCACACUGGAGGCCGACGUGGCCGUAUGGCGCGACGGCGCCUCGCCCCUGGCGCCCGCCGCGGCCACCGUCAUCGGCCUCCUCAGCUCCCUCGACGUCGUCGCCUUCCUGGCCGCCCACCCCGGCGGCGCGGCCGCCGCCAUGAGGACGCCCGCCGGCGACGUGGUGGCGCACGAACCGGCGCUCGUGCGCGAGGUCGAGCCCCACACGAGGUUGAUUGAAAUAGUGGAGCUGAUGAAGCAAGGAGCGAGGCGGGUCCUGGUGCGCAAGAACAUCACGGAGGCGUGCACCGUGGUAGACAAGAAGCCGUUCGCGCCAUUCUACAAGGCGGUGCUCAAGAUCACCGGGGGGCCGAAAGCGGCGGCCUCGGCGAAGGCCGUCGGCCAGUCGUCGUCGUCGGCUCCGGCGGCGUUCGGCUGCGACAGGUACUGCUGCCUGACGCGGGAGGACAUCGUGCGCUUCCUCAUCAACUGCCUCGGCGCGCUGGCGCCGACCCCGCUGCAGUCCAUCUCCUCGCUGGGCGCCGUCAACCGCGGCUACGCCCACGUCGAGGCCUCCUCGCCGGCCAUCCAGGCCUCAUGGAGGGUCCCCUCCGAGCCACGCGCCGUCGCCGUCGUGCGGACGAACCGCGACGGCUCGCACAAGGUCCUGGCCGACGUGUCCGCGCACAGGCUGUGGCUGCGCGACUACGUGGCCGCCGCGGACGCCAUGGCGAGCUUGUCGUCGCUGAGCUUCGCCGCGGGAGUCGACGGCCACGGGAUGGUGCCGCCGGACGACGACGACGUGGACGCUGCCGCACCGUCGCCGAGGGCGUCGAGGCUCAGCAGCGGGAGGGAUGGGUCCGAGGCGAGCCUCGUCGGCUAG
Messenger RNA from Panicum virgatum (switchgrass), 936 nucleotides. RefSeq names its product CBS domain-containing protein CBSX6-like. The coding region runs from base 1 to 936 and encodes 311 amino acids. The record is from RefSeq and is a predicted model, not a curated record. Gene Ontology annotation, molecular function: heme binding. NCBI's taxonomy places the organism in Eukaryota, Viridiplantae, Streptophyta, Magnoliopsida, Poales, Poaceae. The transcript has 3 exons.